AUGAAGAAGCUGGUGGAACGUAUCAUUGAAGUUGGUGCAGCUGAUAAGCUGUUUGCGUCGCCUUAUGGCGCAAACAACCCACUCCAUUAUGCUGCUAAGGUUGGUAAUACCACUGCUGCAAGGCUUUUGGUGGCCCAGAACCCGUCUAUGACCCGUCUUCCGAAUGGAUCCGGUAAUACGCCGUUGAAAUUGGCUGCAUGGCAUGGAAACAAGAAAACGCUUCAAUACUUGCUGACGGUGACUCCAGAUUUACCACCACCCGGAGCUGAGGAAGGGACUGGUCCGUACACCGGACUUGCUGGUGGCGAUCUCAUUACCCUUACAAUUAUGGCUGGAUUCUAUGAUGUGGCGUUGAAAAUAAUUGAUAUGCACCCAAAUUAA
Lactuca virosa is the source of this 381-nucleotide messenger RNA. Lineage: Eukaryota; Viridiplantae; Streptophyta; Magnoliopsida; Asterales; Asteraceae. The record is from the annotation of a GenBank genome assembly.